Messenger RNA from Salvelinus fontinalis (brook trout), 9314 nucleotides. Its product is annotated as teneurin-3-like. The record is from RefSeq and is a predicted model, not a curated record. The transcript is spliced from 15 exons. Gene Ontology annotation, molecular function: protein heterodimerization activity; cell adhesion molecule binding; protein homodimerization activity. Gene Ontology annotation, biological process: heterophilic cell-cell adhesion; neuron development. Gene Ontology annotation, cellular component: neuron projection. NCBI's taxonomy places the organism in Eukaryota, Metazoa, Chordata, Actinopteri, Salmoniformes, Salmonidae. The coding region runs from base 16 to 4608 and encodes 1530 amino acids.
AUUUGUUUAGUUUCCAUGUUGGUGGUACGGUAUCUUUAUGUGAAGUGUGGCUGUAGUGUGAGUUCUGUAGUGUCGCAAUUCACUGUCCCUAACGGUCGACUCUUCCUCCACUUUGGUUUCCGUAGCAACAACCCGGCCCACCGGUACUACCUGGCGACGGACCCGGUUACGGGGCAGCUGUACGUGUCAGACACCAACUCCCGCCGUAUCUACCGUCCCAAGGUCCUGACGGGCACCAAGGAGCUGCUCCAGAACGGAGAGGUGGUGGCAGGAACCGGGGAGCAGUGUCCCCCCUUCGACGAGGCACGCUGCGGGGACGGGGGCAAGGCCACAGAGGCCCUCCUCAUGGGGCCCAAAGGUAUUACGGUAGAUAAGAACGGGUACAUCUACUUCGUAGACGGGACCAUGAUCAGGAAGGUGGAUCGUAACGGGAUCAUCUCCACCCUGUUGGGCUCCAACGACCUCACCUCAGCACGACCCCUGACCUGUGACACCAGCAUGCACAUCAGACAGGUCCGUCUGGAGUGGCCCACAGCCCUGGCCAUCAACCCCAUGGAUAAUUCCAUCUAUGUCCUGGACAACAAUGUGGUGCUGCAGAUCACUGAGAACAGACAGGUGCGCAUCGUGGCGGGACGUCCCAUGCACUGCCAGGUGCCAGGUAUAGAAUACACACUGGGCAAGCGGGCGGUGCAGACCAUGCUGGAGGGAGCUGCUGCCAUCGCCCUCUCCUACAGUGGCGUGCUCUACAUCGCCGAGACUGAUGAGAAGAAGAUACACCGCAUCCGCCAGGUGUCCACGGACGGCGAGAUCACGCCCUUGGCCGGAGCUCUGUCCGACUGCGACUGCAAGAACGACGCCAACUGCGACUGCUACCAGACGGGCGACGGCUACGCCAAAGACGCCCGCCUCAACUCGCCCUCCUCGCUUGUCGUCUCGCCCGACGGUACUCUCUACGUGGCCGACCUGGGCAACAUCCGCAUCCGCGCCGUCCGCCGCAACCAACCGCCGUCGGGCGCCGCCGUUUCCGGCCCGGGUUCCUUCGAGGUGGCCUCGCCGUCGUCCCAGGAGCUCUACGUGUUUGAUUCCAACGGAACCCACCAGUUCACCAUGUCUCUCGUCACUGGUGACUACAAGUACAACUUCAGCUAUAGCAACGAGGAGGACGUUACAGCGGUGACGGAUAGUAGUGGAAACACGUUGAGGAUCCGCCGCGACCCCAACCGGAUGCCGGUGCGGAUCGUUGCCCCGGACAACCAGGUGAUCUGGCUGACAAUCGGGACCAAUGGCGGGUUGAAGACACUGACGGCCCAGGGACAAGAGCUGGUGCUGUUCACCUACCACGGCAACAGUGGGCUGCUCGCCACCAAGACCAUACAGAUAGGAUGGACCACCUUCUAUGAUUAUGACAGUGAGGGUCGUCUAACCAAUGUGACGUUUCCUACGGGGGUGGUGACCAACCUGCACGGGGACAUGACCGGGGCCAUCACGGUGGACAUUGAGACGUCCGGCCGCGACGAGGACGUCAGCAUCACCACCAACCUCUCCUCCAUCGACUCCUUCUACACACUGGUCCAGGACCAACUAAGGAACAGCUACCAGGUGGGCUAUGACCACUCUCUGAGGGUGAUCUAUGCCAACGGGAUGGACACACACUACCAGACGGAGCCCCACAUCCUGGCGGGCGCUGCCAACCCCACGGUGGCACGGAGGAACAUGACGCUGCCCGGGGAGAACGGGCAGAACCUGGUGGAGUGGCGCUUCCGCAAAGAGCAGACCCGGGGGAAAGUCAUCGUGUUCGGAAGGAAGCUCAGGGUGAAUGGCAGAAACCUUCUCUCGGUGGAUUACGACCGAACUCUCCGGACAGAAAAGAUCUACGACGACCACAGGAAGUUCCUGCUGAAGAUCGUGUAUGACACCCAGGGCCACCCUACUCUGUGGGUCCCCAGCAGUAAGCUGCUGUCAGUCAACCUUACCUACUCCAGCACGGGGCAGGUGACCAGCCUACAGAGGGGUCCCACCACAGAGAGGGUGGAGUAUGAUGGUCAAGGGAGGAUUGUGUCCCGAGUGUUCGCCGAUGGAAAGACCUGGAGUUAUACAUACCUGGAUAAGUCCAUGGUGCUCCUGCUCCACAGCCAGCGUCAGUACAUCUUUGACUACGACCUGUUGGACCGCCUGUCUGCUGUCACCAUGCCUUCGGUGGCCCGUCACACCAUGCAGACCAUCCGCUCCCUGGGCUACUAUCGCAACAUUUACAACCCCCCGGAGAGCAACGCCUCGGUCACCGUCGACUACAGCGAAGACGGACAGCUCCUCAGAGUGGCCCACCUAGGGACAGGUCGUAGAAUUCUCUACAAGUACCGACGACAGAACAAAAUGGCGGAGAUCUUGUAUGAUUCUACGAGGGUUAGCUUCACCUACGAUGAGACAGCCGGUGUGCUGAAGACGGUGAACCUCCAGAGUGAAGGGUUCAUCUGUUCCAUCCGGUACCGGCAGAUUGGACCGUUGGUGGAUCGGCAGAUCUUCCGGUUCAGUGAGGACGGCAUGGUGAACGCACGGUUUGAUUAUACCUACGACAACAGCUUCCGGGUCACCAGCAUGCAGGCUGUCAUCAACGAGACGCCGCUGCCAAUCGACCUCUACCAGUUUGACGACAUCUCCGGGAAGGUGGAACAAUUCGGAAAGUUCGGUGUGAUCUACUACGACAUCAACCAGAUCAUCUCCACGGCCGUCAUGACCUACACCAAGCACUUCGACGUCCACGGACGGAUCAAGGAGAUCCAGUACGAGAUCUUCAGAUCCCUGAUGUACUGGAUCACCAUCCAGUAUGACAACAUGGGCCGGGUGACCAAACGCGAGAUCAAGAUCGGACCGUUCGCCAACACGACCAAGUAUGGUUACGAGUACGACGUGGACGGUCAGCUCCAGACGGUCUACCUCAACGAGAAGAUGAUGUGGCGCUACAACUACGACCUGAACGGCAACCUCCACCUGCUCAACCCGGGUAACAGCGCCCGGCUCACUCCGCUACGCUACGACCUCCGAGAUCGCAUCACGCGGCUCGGGGACGUCCAGUACCGGCUGGACGAUGACGGGUUCCUGAGACAGAGAGGAGCUGAGAUCUUUGAGUACAACUCCAAGGGCCUUCUAGAACGCGUCUACAGCAAAGGCAACAGUUGGACCAUCCAGUACCGCUACGACGGGUUGGGCCGCCGUGUGGCCUCCAGAACCAGCCUUGGCCAGCACCUGCAGUUCUUCUAUGCAGACCUGAACUACCCGACCAGGAUCACUCACGUCUACAACCACAGCAGCUCAGAGAUCACAUCUCUCUACUAUGACCUGCAGGGACACCUCUUCGCCAUGGAGAUCAGUAGCGGAGAGGAGUUCUAUAUUGCCUGUGACAACACCGGAACCCCUCUAGCAGUGUUCAGUAGUAAUGGGCUUCUUUUGAAGCAGGUGCAGUACACGGCCUACGGCGAGGUCUACUUUGACUCCAACCCCGACUUUGUCCUGGUGAUCGGCUUCCACGGGGGUCUCUACGAUCCCCUGACGCGCCUGCUGCAUUUCGGCGACCGGGACUAUGACAUCCCGGCGGGGCGCUGGACCACCCCAGACAUCGGGACGUGGACGAGAGUCGGGAAAGAUCCGGCGCCGUUCAACCUGUACAUGUUCCGGAACAACAAUCCUGUCAGCAAAGUUCACGAGGUCAAGGAGUACGUCACAGAUGUCAAUAUCUGGCUGGUGACGUUUGGGUUCCACCUUCACAAUGCCAUCCCCGGGUUCCCCAUCCCCAAGUUCGAUCUCACACAGCCGUCCCUGGAGAUGAAGAAGAGCCAGCUCUGGGACGACCUGCCGUCCAUCUCGGGGGUGCAACAGGAAGUGACCCGGCAAGCCAAGGCUUUCCUGUCCUUCGAGAGGAUGCCGGAGAUCCAGCUGAGCCGCCGGCGCUCCAACCGGGAGAAACCCUGGCUGUGGUUCGCCACCGCCAAGUCGCUGAUCGGUAAGGGUGUUAUGUUGGCGGUGACGCAGGGCCGUGUGGUCACCAACGCUCUGAAUAUCGCCAACGAGGACUGCAUCAAGGUGGCCGCCGUCCUCAACAAUGCGUUCUACCUGGAGGACCUACACUUCACGGUGGAGGGACGCGACACGCACUACUUCAUCAAGACCAGCCUACCGGAGAGCGACCUGGGAGCGCUGAGGCUGACAAGCGGGAGGAAGUCGCUGGAGAACGGCGUCAACGUGACUGUGUCCCAGUCCACCACCGUGGUGAACGGCAGAACUCGGCGCUUCGCCGACGUGGAGCUGCAGUACGGCGCUCUAGCGCUCCACGUGCGCUACGGCAUGACUCUGGACGAGGAGAAGGCGCGUGUGCUGGAGCAGGCCAGGCAGAAGGCGUUGUCGAGUGCUUGGUCCAGGGAGCAACAACGGGUGAGGGAGGGGGAGGAGGGAGUGAGGCUGUGGACGGAGGGGGAGAAGAGGCAGCUGCUGAGCGGAGGGAAGGUGCUGGGCUACGAUGGGUACUACGUCCUCUCCAUAGAGCAGUACCCCGAGCUAGCAGACUCCGCUAACAACAUCCAGUUCCUCAGGCAGAGCGAAAUAGGGAAGAGGUAACAGACAGAAUCCUCGGCACUGGCCGCCAAAGAGACUACCCCCUCCAAAUCCUCCACCCAAACCUCCCUCGCCUCCCCUCUUUUCUCUAAAAAGGGGGAGGGUCCAGGCUUGUGCUGUGUUUAGCGCCGACUAGCUGAAACAAACAGUAAAAUGUAGAAAUAUCUCAAACUGAACUAAACCUAAUACUACCACUGUGGGGCCUGAAAAUCAAACAAAACGGCUCCAACUGACGCAAAUGUUUGUCCCAUGUGCUAUACAGCGUUGAAUGGACUGUGGACUCUCUUGAAAAGAGAGAAAAAAAGUCAAAACUCUCGGUUUGUGAAAGGGGAAAAAAGGUUGUUUUUUUUAAAUAGACUUCCUGAAUUUGCUUUCGGAAAACAUAUUUUAAAAAGAAAGAAGAAGUGUGUUUACAUACGCAUACCACUACAACACGUCUGGACCAAUAGAAAAAAAGCCUUCUGGUUUCUUACAAAGGACAAAUGUCUAUAAUCUGAUUCUACAUCCUGACGACUGACCUUUGACCUUUGCGUACUGAAAAAGGUAGUGUUGUUGUUCGAAGUAGGACCACGGGUCUCCAAUGGUGGUAACAAGACAGUUAAAACCACUUGUUGAAACCACUUGCUCGUUCUUCUGCUUUUCUUUCCAAAAGGGACAAAACAGCUCCCACCAAGUGACACCUUUACCAAUACUAGAUCAAAGUGGGACGUUUUGGGAAUCGGGAGGUUUUGUGCGUCUGUCUGUCUGUCUGUCUGUCUGUCUGUCUGUCUGUCUGUCUGUCUGUCUGUCUGUCUGUCUGUCUAUCUGUGUGUGUGUGUGUGUGUGUGUGUGUGUGUGUGUGUGUGUGUGUGUGUGUGUGUGUGUGUGUGUGUGUGUGCGUGCGUGCGUGCGUGCGUGCGUGCGUGCGUGCGUGCGUGCGUGCGUGCGUGCGUGCGUGCGUGCGUGCGUGCGUGCGUGUGUGUGUAUACAAUGGAGACAAUUUGUGUGUGUAUGUAUGGAGGAAGUUAAUCAAUUAAAUGAAAUGAAAGAAUCAUAUCCAACCAAUCUUUUGAAAAACAAUGUGAGACAGUAUCUUUAUGGAUUUUUUUAUUAAGAUGAAAAAUUCCAAACUUAUCCGUACAUCAAUAUUAGCCUCUUAGAGAAAGUAAUUUAUGUACAGUGUUUAUACAUAAAAAAUAAAAUUGUAAAAAAUAUGAAGAUUUUUUUUUUCCUUCGUCAUGCGUUACUGUUUAUACUCUUCAUUAAGUUUUCAAUAUUUUAUCCUAUUAUAAUUCAUGGUAAUGCUUAUUGAAAUAACAUUUAAAAAAAUCAACCCUACUGUAUUAUUGAUUUCUGCAUUGAGAAUAUUCGGGUUUGGGUUUUAAAUGUUCUUGCCUUCAUUGAUCAGAUUCCCUGAUAUCUGAGACGAACCAACUUUUGUUUUGGCACUUUUUCUUUUUUAUUCGAAAAGUGUCAGUUGAAUGGUCGAUGUCAGUCAGACAACCAUAUGUCUUAGGAAAUACCAGACUACUACUAUCAAGAGCAGGAGAAUAGUUUGGCUGUACGAUACGGUAGUAUAUCCUACCUUGUGGAAAUAGCCUUUGAACCUUAAGUCCUUUUGAGUAGGACACAAGGAACGGCCGCUUGCCCUUCUCAGCAAGAGAAAACAAAACACCUUGGUUGUCUUACCUAAAUAUCAUUUCUGCUUUUCCUAUAACAAAACCAGGUUGUUUCUUAGAUCUCAGCUCAAACGUGAAGGCUUCUCAUAAUCACUAUUAAGGAUGGAAAAUUCCAAAAACUUUCCCAAAAUUCCCAGGUUUUCCAGAUAUUCCUAUUGGAAGAUUCGUCCAAUCGAGAAUGAUGAAAAACCUUUUAAUUUUGGGAUCGUUUCCAGAAUGUUCCAGUCCUAACCACUAUAGCUCUUUGCUCUUUCUCUACCUACGUUAGGAAGAGCUGAACUCAUGUUCCUUGUACCAGCACAGAGAGCACAGAUAGGGCUGCAGCAGUGAGAACUGAACAGAACCAAAUACGAGCCUCUUGACUUGAACAGAGACAAGACCACCAUAAUCCAAGGGACCAUUUAACAUCAUGCUCGUAAAUGUAUUCCUCCAACUUCACUUUUUAUCCUAAACAUGGCUUAAAAGCCAGAUAUUACAAACACAAUCACAUCAAACGGUUCAUUAGAUAGAGCAAAGGGGCAGAGUUCAGCUCGAGUUCCGGAGGGGAAAAAAGAGAGAGAAUAAACCUGGGAAAAGCCUAGAAACGGCUCUAUGUGCACUCUGGGUAAUUUUUCCGACAUAACCUAAAUGGCUAGUGAGUGCAGUGUAAAGGAGUUGCCAGGGCAAUGAAGAUGACAUCAGCACUAUGAACUAACUCUCCCUACUCCCUACUCAUCUCUCUGCCUGAGGGGGAUAACACACAUAUUCACCCACAGAAAGAGAAAGAAAAGUUUUUCAACACCAAACUAUGACCAUUUCAAAGAUUUUUGUUGUUGUGAUGAUCUCAACCACACUUGAGGAAACUUUGCCAGUCACACGAACAUCCCCAGGAGCCAUACCCAAACGCAGAUUAGCGUUUUUCGUCAUGAAUGUUGUUCUGGAGGCAGCUCUGCAGAGUGGUCACUAGCUGGCACAGCCAUAAAGUCAUAACAUUAACACCAACCUUAACCACACUACUAACCCUAAUGCCUAAUCCUAUCCUUGAAUUAAGACCAAAAAGCUAAUUUUAGUUUUCAUGGAUUUUUCCAAUAUAGCCAACUUUGACUUUCCAGCUGGCCUAAGGGGAAAUUGCUCAGUUCUGCCUCUAGGACAAGACUCAUGAAAAUAAGUGUCAACCUGCUACCCAAACAGAAGAUUACAACACCCUUUCUCAAAUGUAUCUCAUGUUUCCACGUUGCUUUUUCAGUCAAUGUGACCGCCUCAUACAGUAGUUCAAAUCUGUUUCUUUUGUAAACAGAUUGUAAAAAAAAAAAAAAAAAAAAGACUUGACGAAUGAGAAAGUAUUGUUUUUGCUUUAUGAUUUUUUCAAUAUAUAUAUAUAUAUAUCAAUCAUUGAAUUGUAUUGCCUAGCUUAUUUUUCUAUUCAUGUGUGUGACAAGGUGGACAGAAGAUGGAAGGACUUAUACUCCCAGGUUGUUUGCGUGUUGAUUUUACUAUGUUGUUGUCAGAUUUUCUCUGGUGUUAUUGGUUGGUCUUGGUCUGUACCAUGUGCCAUUUAUUCUGCAGUGGGACUCCUAGUUGAUCCUACCCCUGCUGUAUCACAUUGCUACUAUGAUGCCCCCCUCUACCCCAUCGUCAGCCAAAAGUGCAGUAGCCCAGCCACAUACAGUGGCUUAAAGUCAGGACUUAAACAGUUUUCCUUUUGACUUUGCUGAUCUCUCAAAAUAACACUUCCUCAAAAUACACUUUUAGCACUGUUCUGUUUUACUAAGUAGAAUGUUCCAGUCUAACAAUGUGUUAGACACCUCCUAUUGGAGCGGACACACAAGUGCUACAAGGAGGGGAGCAUAUGGUGUUUCGGGGUUGAAAAAGGGGUCAUCCCACAAACAUGCAGGAAGCAGUGUGUUCUCGGUAUUGUUUGCAUGCUUACAAAGUAAAACGCCCAUCCAUCCGUCAGUCAUUGUUUCCCAUCCAUGUUAGAACAGACAUUUACAUGUCUACAUGGUUAAAUGCUUCUGUAUUAAAUUGCACUACAAUGUAACAGCGUUAUUGCUUAAUGCUUAGUCCAUAAAGUGCUGGUUGAUGCCAGGCCAUAGACCUUUAUGUCUGUCCUCUAGGUAGAAGCUUCCCCUUAGGCACAGAUCUAGGAUCAGCCUCCAACUCCAAUCGUACUUAACCAUUGGGGGGUAAAACACAAAACUGGCCUUAGAUCAGUGUCUCUAAAGGCAUCAUACCUACCUUCCGCUUUGUCUGAAGACGGUGAUUAGGUAGAGGAAUUUCCUUUCUCAAAGAACUUCCUGACUUUAGAAGGAGAGGCUCAUGGGAUUGGGACCACUGCUGACCGUAACGCUGAGUCGUGCACCAGCAUCGUUAUAAAUAUUAUAUUGCCGCCAUUUUGUUUUUAGAAGUGAUGAAGAAGGAGAAUGAUGUCUAUAGUGAUGUCACCACUAGCACCACCACAGCCACCUCUCACCCUAUCACAAAAAACACACGUCUGUUUAACGAUGUCACACAGUUUACAGAUCUGAAGGGACAGCAAACACUGCAACGGUGAGACAACGUUGUGUGGUGGUUGUGUGUUAGCUGGGAAUUUGAGCAAAGAAAAUAUGUAUUCUUAUUUUUGUUAAGACCCUGUUGUCCAGAGUCACAGGUUAGCUGAUGUUUUGGGUUUGGAGAUUGAGGGAAUUUGAUAAAGAUUUUUGUAUGUAUUUUGUCAUUUGUUUUCUUUCUCUGAAAAUGAAACAGACGGGCGAUAAGUGAUCUAAUUGGACGUGUCAGUCAGUCCUCUCUUUGUAAAGAAGUUACAACAUAUCUUUUUAAUUUAUUUAGAGAUUUGUUCAUUUUUUUCUUAUUUUUUUUCAAUCUACAUCCUCCGCGAAAGUUUCAUCAUAAUAAUAUUGUUUUUAUAUAAACAAACAUUGCUGUUUUAGAGUGCAAUUAAAGUGCAAUUUUAAUGUAAGCUCCGAAAGGUCAUUUCCGGGGAUGCAAUCCCUUUUAUCUCCCAGAUGUUAAAGAUCCAACAGAGAUCAAUCAUGAUAACAAUAAACAUGUCAUACUGUAAAGGUUUCUGAA